AUGCCUCGAGCUCCUCCUCCAUUCAUGGUGGUGCUAUCCGCUGUUGCACUUUUCGUAUGGUAUGUCGUAUACACGAGUGGACACGAACGUGAUGUUUCGGCCUUGUCCCAUGCCAACAGGUUCAACAUCGGCCAGGGUCGCAUCCAGGACCCAAGACCUCCUGUCGCAUCCUCUGAACCCGUCCAUGGGGACCACAUCAUGGGCAGGCUGGGGAAUGAGACACUGAAGGCGGACUUAGGAAGAGCUGCAUGGAAAGUCCUCCACACGACGAUGGCUAGAUUUCCUGACAAGCCGACUGCAGACGAGAGCGCAGCCUUGAAUCAAUACCUUCACCUCUUCGCCAGGCUCUACCCCUGCGGCGAAUGCGCCGAGCAUUUCCAGAAGGUCCUAAAGAAAUACCCUCCGCAAACAUCAUCCCGCUCCAGUGCAGCUGCAUGGGCCUGUUUUGUUCACAACAUCGUCAACGAGCGGAAAGGAAAGCCAAUCUUCGACUGUGCCAACAUUGGAGACUUUUACGACUGCGGGUGUGCCGAUGAAGAGAAGGAGGCCAUCUCCGCGCCAGGGGCUAAGAGCACCAAUAUAGCUCAAGGGUUACCAUUAACACAUCACGAACCGGUGGAAAUAGAAAAGGAAGGGCCUACAAAAGGUGGUUGA
Molecule: messenger RNA, 654 nt
Organism: Exophiala aquamarina CBS 119918
Lineage: Eukaryota; Fungi; Ascomycota; Eurotiomycetes; Chaetothyriales; Herpotrichiellaceae
Exons: 1
Coding region: 1-654 (217 amino acids)
Cellular component (GO): mitochondrion
Molecular function (GO): flavin adenine dinucleotide binding; flavin-dependent sulfhydryl oxidase activity
Source: RefSeq, a predicted model, not a curated record